Eutrema salsugineum is the source of this 520-nucleotide messenger RNA. RefSeq lists its product as uncharacterized. The transcript is spliced from 2 exons. Lineage: Eukaryota; Viridiplantae; Streptophyta; Magnoliopsida; Brassicales; Brassicaceae. The coding region runs from base 81 to 374 and encodes 97 amino acids. The record is from RefSeq and is a predicted model, not a curated record.
AAAUCUCUCCCUCCUUUUCUAAAUAUAUAUAUGCACACUUGUUUCCAUUGUUCAUAAUUGUCUUCUUCAGAUUCUCCAAAAUGGCUGGUGUUGAGGUUGGGAAAAUAGUAGCAAACACAGAAGAGAAGAACACAACCGAGCCAACCACCGAGGCAUCUAAGGAAACCGUUGAGACAGAUGACUCAGCCACGGUGGUUGAAGUUGAAAUCAAAGAAGACGACGAAAUACCAAAGGUAGAAAAAGAGAUUGAAGAAACCGAGACAGCUCCGGUUAAAGAGGAGAAACCGGUUGAAACUCCCGCAGCUGUGGAGGAGAAAGGUGUUGCUAAACCGGCGGCAGAAGACACAAAGGCUGUUGAAGUGAAGACAGUGUAAUAACCUUUUUUUUAACCCCAUGAGAAGUGAGAAUUUCCUUUUUGUUUUGUUGUUGCUAAAUCCUAUAUAUUUUAUAAAAUUUCGCAUAUUUAUAUGAUUAUUGUAAUGAUAUUUAAUAUACUAAUGCUAUAUCAUGGUUUUCUCUU